Oppiella nova is the source of this 348-nucleotide messenger RNA. NCBI's taxonomy places the organism in Eukaryota, Metazoa, Arthropoda, Arachnida, Sarcoptiformes, Oppiidae. The record is from the annotation of a GenBank genome assembly.
AUGCCCAGGGUGAGUCGUAAGACCUUCCAAAUUAAAGGCCAUACACAGAGGAUAAGUAUUCCGGAUUGCGUUGAGUUCGACAUUACGACAAACGCCUGCCGAGGAUAUUGUGUCUCGUUCUCCAUUCCCUCCAAUGAGGCCACUCUGAGGGUCAAUCCCAACCAACUCUUGACUUCUGUGGGCCAGUGCUGUAACAUUAUGGAGACUGAAGAUGUAAGUGACCACUAAAUAACAUGCUGUCCAACCAUUUCUACAAUUUAGUUACCAUUAAAAUGUGGUUUAAUGAGUUUUAUAAACUCUUAUUGAAAUCCCAGAUGAAGAGAUUUACUCAAAUUUCAAUUUGCAAAC